UUAGUUUUAGGGGCUGCUUUUCUCUCUGCUCUGCUCAGAUCCAUUCCAACGAAGAGAAAGAAAAAGAAACACUGAAAAAGGAAGAAGGCGUCGACUCGACCCAACCAGUGGAAUCGACAUCUUCUUCUCUACUCGUCACAGAGGACGUACCCGUAUCCCAGUUUUUGACGUAUCGGCUUAUCGUAUUGCAUCCGUACCGGUACCGGUGCAACAUAGAUAAACAUACAAAUUUAUGUUUGUAUACAGAAGAAACAACAAAGUCAAAAUAUUUUUCAUAACGUUUUGAAGUUGUUCUCAAAAGCAAAUCUGGUGCCAAACAAAAGAAGAUGCAAUGGGAGUCUCCCGUGGACCAAGGCUUUCUGGGAUGCAGAAACAAGUCCUUAGUCUAUACAGAGGGUUUCUGAGGGCAGCCCGUGCAAAAUCUGCUGAAGAUCGACAGCAGAUUGAGUCACUUGUGUCAAGUGAGUUCCGCCGCAAUGCCAAGGAGGUAGACCGCAAAAAUUUCCUUUACAUUGAGUACUUGCUUCGCCGCGCUAAGAAACAGCUUGAUCAGCUCAGGAGCCCCGAUAUUGUUGGAUUAUCAGCCCUGAAUGUCAGUUUCUCGCAGACAAAACAUCCUACAAAUUGAAAAGAUACAGUAGAAGAGCAAAUAUGGCCUCAGCUGCAACCGAUCUCUUGAUUGGCAAAGUUGUAGGCAUUCUUGAGAGCGAAGCAUCCUCCAUAGUAGGUGUUCGUGAUCAAGUUGAUGAGAUUAAGCAAGAGCUUAUAAGCAUGAAAUCCUUCCUAAAGGAUGCUGAGGGGAAGAAACCGCAGACAGAAGGAGAGGAGACAUGGGUAGCUAGCGUGAGAGAUUUGG
Prunus avium (sweet cherry) is the source of this 856-nucleotide messenger RNA. Lineage: Eukaryota; Viridiplantae; Streptophyta; Magnoliopsida; Rosales; Rosaceae. The record is from RefSeq and is a predicted model, not a curated record.